UUGUGCUUCCGUUUUCAUUUUUCAAGCUGGUUUUGGUAGUAAAACUCCAACAGAAAUACUUUUCUGCUGUUUUCGUUGAUACAAAUUCAUGAAAUUGGUCUCAUCAAUGUUGUCGCAUAGUCAUUGAGUGACGAAUUAUAAUGAAAAACUAAUUGAUUAUGAUUUUCGUCAUACAAUUUAUCAAUUUUCAUAAUUUAACAAAUAGCCUAGUAGGAGAACUCACUGUUACUAGUGGAAACAUGAAAAUAUUUGGAACAACGUCCUACUCGUCACAAGAGCCUUGGGUAUUCUCUGGUACUAUCCGCCAAAAUAUUUUGUUCGGUGCCGAAUACAACCAGAGUCGCUACAAAGAGGUUAUACGCGUUUGCGAUUUAGAGAAAGAUUUCGAUAAAUUCCUCAACAGAGACGACACGAUUAUAGGCGAUAAAGGAGCAUCUUUGAGUGGAGGGCAAAAAGCUAGGGUUAAUUUGGCCAGAGCUGUAUAUAGGGAUAGAGAUAUUUAUUUAUUGGAUGAUCCGCUAUCAGCAGUUGACAUACAUGUUGCUAAAAUACUGUACGAGCAAUGCAUAAAUGGAUUUUUGGCUCACAAAACUAGGAUAUUGGUUACUCAUCAAGUACACUGGUUGAAAAAUGCUGAUAACAUCGCCAUUUUAAAUGAGGUGUACGUAUUCAUGUCCUACUUUCAAAUUCUGGCACAAACAUUAGCUGGAGUGUUUGCCAGAGGUCUGUCAGCUAUCGCAGAACUGCUCGUUUCCAUUCGAAGGAUACAAGAUUUCCUCAACAAUGAAGAAUAUGACUUCGCUCUACGAGAAGAAACCAAAUACAAUGUACAUGAUGACGACACCGCCUAUAGCGUUACUUUGAAUGAAAUCACUGCAAGUUGGGAUAAAUCAUCUAGUAAUCCCGUUUUGAAGAAUAUCAAUUUGAAAGUACGGAAAGGAAAAUUGACCGGUGUUAUUGGUCCGGUCGGAAGUGGUAAAAGUUCCCUUCUGCAGACUCUACUGG
Messenger RNA from Leptinotarsa decemlineata (Colorado potato beetle), 1005 nucleotides. RefSeq names its product probable multidrug resistance-associated protein lethal(2)03659. Gene Ontology annotation, molecular function: ATP binding; ABC-type transporter activity; ATP hydrolysis activity. Gene Ontology annotation, biological process: transmembrane transport. The record is from RefSeq and is a predicted model, not a curated record. Gene Ontology annotation, cellular component: membrane. Lineage: Eukaryota; Metazoa; Arthropoda; Insecta; Coleoptera; Chrysomelidae.